Messenger RNA from Perkinsus marinus ATCC 50983, 1215 nucleotides. Its product is annotated as S-adenosylmethionine decarboxylase proenzyme 1, putative. Gene Ontology annotation, cellular component: cytosol. Bases 1 to 1188 code for a protein of 395 amino acids. The transcript has 12 exons. Lineage: Eukaryota; Perkinsozoa; Perkinsida; Perkinsidae. Gene Ontology annotation, molecular function: adenosylmethionine decarboxylase activity. The record is from RefSeq and is a predicted model, not a curated record. Gene Ontology annotation, biological process: spermine biosynthetic process; spermidine biosynthetic process.
AUGUACGACUUCCCCACCCAAGGACCGCCCGGCAUGGCUUCGGAUAUAAAGCAGCUUAUGCGGGAGGAGAGGAGGGACUCCCAAGAAGAUUCGCAAGAACCGACUUUCGAGGGCACUGAGAAGCGCAUCGAGAUUGACUUCGUCUGGAGCGGUGAGAAGGCCGACCUGGGAGCCCGGGCGAUAUCGAGAUCUAUGUGGGAUAAGAUACUUGCACUGUGCGAGUGUACUAUAGUCUCGCAUAAGGCAUUGAAGCGAUUGGAUGCGUAUAUACUGUCAGAGAGCUCGCUGUUUGUGUGUGCAGAUAAGAUCAUCAUUAAGACGUGCGGCACCACUCUACUACUACAAGGCUUGCGGACUCUACUCGACCAUGCAGUAAACGAGUUAGGCCUCGAACUCGAAUGGUUAUUCUACUCCAGGAAGAGCUUCCUUUUCCCGGAGUUCCAGCGGGGGGUUCACGGCUCGUUGGAAGAUGAGGUAUCGGUAUUACGUGAGGUGUGUAAAGACUUUGGAUGUUCGACUGGAAAUGCAUAUGUGUUGGGGCCGUUGAAUGGCGAUCAUUGGAUUAUGUGGAAUGCGGAUUUCAAGGAAGUUGAUUCGAAUUAUAGAUACGACCACAACUUGGAUAUAAUGAUGUAUGAUUUGCCGGAUGACGUACGGUCGAAGUUCUUCAGCUCGAGUGCGUCCGGUACUGUUGCUGAUGGCAUGUCGGAGGAGUCGGGCAUUUGUGAUAUUUACCCGGGAGCUGUGGUAGAUGCGAUUAACUUCACUCCCUGCGGUUAUUCGUGCAACGCCUCCCUAGACGACGGCGAGUCCUUCUUUACGAUACACGUUACGCCCGAGGAGUCCUGUUCCUAUGCAAGCUUCGAGACGAAUGUGCGAUGUUCGAGUGAGAUAUUAGUGGAAACGAUUCGUCGAGCAGUUGCUGUGUUCAAGCCUGGAAGGUUCUCUCUCACUCAUGUAGCCGAUAACGGUAUCAUCAAGGAGCUCAGGGGCAAAGACAACUUGGGAAUUUUACCAUACGAGCACGGGGUGUUCGAUACGGAUUACAAGGUUAAGGCAACAUCCACUUACCGCUGGGAGUUGGAUUACCAAGCAAGUGUAUCUUCUUAUGUUUCGCGUCGUUCGUUAUCGCCAUCGAAAACAGUGUCGACAAUAGCAAGCCCUCGUACUGUGUCGUCAGAGUAUUGAUAGAAUGGUCAUUGGCAACUGUUACUG